GGCGCGAUGCACGCCGGGCAUUGGAGUUCGGCCGAGUGACCCGUCGCGGUCCCCGGCGCCCUCUCCGGAGCGGGUGUCCGGGCGCAGACGCCGACGACCAGGACCGCUCGGCCGUGGCGGGGCGCGAGCGCAGACGGCCGGGCCGGCGGACGCCGGAGGCGCCGGGGAGCAGGUCUUCAGAAGACCCUGUGGUCUUCCCAACUGAUGAAGAGCGAAACGUGUCGUCCCCGAGUUCUGUGGUGAGGCUGACACAGGGGAAACAGCCAAGUCCAGCAAGAGCACCAGCAGCAGUCAUGGGAUGCUGAAGCUCUGGUCCGGUGGAGUUGGCUUUCCUGCUGCGUACACAGAGGUCAUCUCGGAAGAGCAGGGGCCCGGGUUUAUGGCAUUUCCUCCCCGUGGCCUGCCGCAUAGCGCAGGAUGAGCGGAAAGUAGACGUGGCCACAGACGACUUUUUGCCGAACCAGACUCUUGCCUCCAGGCACCCAUGAGAAGCGGGGUGGACAGGAAGAAGCUGGAGCAGCUGUACGACAGGUACAAAGACCCACAAGAUGAAAAUAAAAUUGGAAUUGACGGGAUUCAGCAGUUUUGUGAUGACCUGAGCCUAGAUCCUGCCAGUGUCAGCGUUUUGGUCAUAGCCUGGAGGUUCAGGGCGGCGACGCAGUGCGAAUUUAGCAAAAAGGAGUUCAUGGCCGGUAUGACAGAGCUUGGGUGCGACAGCACGGAGAAGCUGCGGGCCCUUCUGCCAGGACUGGAGCAGGAGCUGAAGGACCCGGUCAAGUUUAAGGACUUUUAUCAGUUUACCUUUUCCUUCGCUAAAAACCCCGGGCAGAAGGGUUUAGAUUUAGAGAUGGCUGUUGCAUACUGGAAUUUAGUCUUACCUGGGAGGUUUAAAUUCUUAGAUCUCUGGAACUCCUUCUUAUUGGAACAUCACAAACGAUCAAUCCCAAGGGACACUUGGAACCUUCUGCUGGAUUUUGGAAACAUGAUUGCAGAUGACAUGUCUAACUAUGACGAAGAAGGAGCAUGGCCUGUGCUCAUCGAUGAUUUCGUGGAGUACGCACGGCCGGUCAUCACGGGCGCCAAGCGCAGCCCUUUCUAGGCAGAAGAUUACGAUCCGUCGAGAUCCUGAGAGGAGGUGCUUCCCACACGGGGACGCUUCGCCGGUCACUGUGCCCAGGACGCUGGCCCUGGCAGUCUCUCUCGCCAGCCAGGGCGCUCGAUUGACCUCCCCGGGCUGCAGAAAGGGCUGAGAAGGAGCACCUCAGAAGACGCUGCUUUGGACGCCAGCCGUGGCGUCCAGCCCGCUUUAGGAGUCCAGUUAGUCAGUCCCCGUCCGUCUGAUGAGGGGACCGCUGCAUGGUCUGUAUGCUACUUGAGAAAAAGGAACUGGAGCUGUUUGCAGAGUGGCCAGACCUUCUGCUGUAUUCGUGAUGUACCAUAUUGCCAGCGGUGACCGCGGCUCCUGCCGGCUGCCCGUCACCCCCGUCACCUCCUGAAAACAUGCGACCGUGUCCUUGGUGGUGCCGUGCACUUCUGCUAGUCAGAGCUGGUGCCCGGCUGCCCUUACGAGCCUCUGGCAGGGCUGCCAACAUUUUAUAAACCUACCUGGUGCCGGGAAUUCAAGAUUUCUAUUUUCUGAAUUACCAAAUAUCUAGAUUUAUUAGAUCUAUUUUUAUUCUAAUUCCCCACAGAUGCUCACGUGAAAGUCACUCGGUGGUUCUUGGUGUGUGGCGGUUUGUGCACUGACGCACACGUGGGCUGUGACUCCAGGGAUGCAGUUGUCAACUGCUGACAAGUCGUGGGUCUUUUCCUUCCAACGUCAUUUGAAUGAGUUUCCUAAAAAGUUUUGUAAAGUAUGUUUUUUAAAAAAAUGUAUUUUAUAACAUUUAAAAAGACAUUUUUCCAUAUAAAUUUUUUCUUUCACAAGCAAUGGGUUAUACGUUGGAACGGCACGAGGGUUGUUUCCCUGCAGCGGUCUGGGAGGCCCGUUGCCCACCCCAGGGCUGCGUGCGUGUUGCCAACGUCUCGUCACCUGUCACCCAUGUGGAGACCUCCACCUCGUUUCCGCCAGAAGCCCGAGCUUGGCAAGCGCGGUCUGACUCUUCGUUGUCUGCUGGCAGAGGAGACUGUCCCACGAGGCCCACAGCCGGCCGGCCGAACGUGGAAGGCCCGUCUGGAGAAAGCUGCGUGUUCUAAAAAUCACGGUGUGGACCCUGCCUCGCGCAGAAGGAGCUUCACGUCACAAGUUCGUGGGGCAGACGAGUUGGUGUCACUUCACAGGAGGGAGGACAUUCACUUCGGGUCUUCCGUAUGUGGACAGUGUCCUGCCAUGUGUGCUUGAAUUGGCGUUUCCAGAAGCAUCCGGGCCAGCGGGGGUUUGCACACCCGCUGUGUGUGGACUGGGUGUACUUUGGGAGAGGAGUCUUUCACAGAGACAGCAGGCUGUGGAGGGGAGGAAAGAGGGCUCGGGGCCUGGAUGCCAGCGUCAGGGCCGGGGUGGCCCCUCGUGAGACUCACGACCGAGUCAUGCAGCUUCUCCUGGGCCUGCACAUCUGCCGCUGCACGGGGACAGACAGGGUCGUCUCUGCUUGUGAGCCGGGGUUUCUGAGAGAGCACUGGUUUUGUAGAAUUAUCACCUCCUCAAGUUUAAGGCAUCCUUUGGGGUCGCGGCUUCCUACCAGGUAAAUGUUCUGCUCCGACGAGGCCGCGGAGCAUGGUCAUCUCGCACAGACCCUGGGUCCACGGCAGCUGCUACUUCUCAAGACUCAGUGUGGCAGGGCUCCCGUGGCUGCUCGUGGGGACGCAUCCGAACCCUAGGACUCAGGCAGAGGCUCUGCAGAGAGCUGGCUGCUUUUUCUUCUGUGUAUUUUAAGGCAUGCUGUGUGCAAGUGCCAGGAGCUUCAGAAACAUUAAAAUAAAUUAUUUUCUCUGGUG
This is a messenger RNA of Mustela lutreola (European mink), 2934 nucleotides long. RefSeq names its product defective in cullin neddylation 1 domain containing 2 (gene DCUN1D2). Gene Ontology annotation, molecular function: cullin family protein binding; ubiquitin-like protein binding; ubiquitin conjugating enzyme binding. NCBI's taxonomy places the organism in Eukaryota, Metazoa, Chordata, Mammalia, Carnivora, Mustelidae. Gene Ontology annotation, biological process: protein neddylation; positive regulation of ubiquitin-protein transferase activity. The record is from RefSeq and is a predicted model, not a curated record. Bases 485 to 1099 code for a protein of 204 amino acids. The transcript is spliced from 7 exons. Gene Ontology annotation, cellular component: ubiquitin ligase complex.